Molecule: messenger RNA, 480 nt
Organism: Solanum pennellii
Lineage: Eukaryota; Viridiplantae; Streptophyta; Magnoliopsida; Solanales; Solanaceae
Product: 60S ribosomal protein L16, mitochondrial
Exons: 2
Coding region: 1-480 (159 amino acids)
Biological process (GO): mitochondrial translation
Cellular component (GO): ribosome; mitochondrial large ribosomal subunit
Molecular function (GO): structural constituent of ribosome; rRNA binding
Source: RefSeq, a predicted model, not a curated record
AUGGGGCAAAGGAUGUUGCGUUUUGACUUUGUCUCCCGGGAUCCACCACUGGUUGGGUUUGAGAGCCGUGUGAUGGGUGACUAUCCAGCACGAUGUAGUAGGGGUUGCAAACCGGACGGUACACAACUUGGUUUUGGAAGAUAUGACACUAAAAGUUAUAGAGCUUGUCGUCUUUCAUAUCGAGCCAUUGAAGCAGCGUGUCGUGCUAUAAUUGGACACUUCCAUCGUGCUAUGAGCGGACAAUUCCAAAGAAAUGGUAAGAUAUGGGUAAGAGUUCUCGCAAAUAUCCCUAUUACCGGGAAACCUACAGAAGUAAGAAUGGGAAGAGGAAAAGGAAAUCCUACGGGUUGGAUUGCUCGUGUGUCUAGGGGACAAAUUCUAUUUGAAAUGGAUGGUGUGAGUUUGUCAAAUGCUCGACAAGCCGCUACAUUAGCGGCGCAUAAACUAUGUUCGUCAACCAAGUUUGUUCAGUGGUCGUAA